Mercenaria mercenaria is the source of this 11844-nucleotide messenger RNA. Its product is annotated as adenylate cyclase type 2-like. Gene Ontology annotation, molecular function: adenylate cyclase activity. Lineage: Eukaryota; Metazoa; Mollusca; Bivalvia; Venerida; Veneridae. The record is from RefSeq and is a predicted model, not a curated record. Gene Ontology annotation, cellular component: plasma membrane. The coding region runs from base 759 to 5360 and encodes 1533 amino acids. Gene Ontology annotation, biological process: adenylate cyclase-activating G protein-coupled receptor signaling pathway; intracellular signal transduction; adenylate cyclase-inhibiting G protein-coupled receptor signaling pathway. The transcript has 26 exons.
UUGUUUAACCGUCAAAUAUCAUUUCCCGAAAGAUAAUUAUAUUUGAUGAAUAUCAUAUUAAAGUGUUUCAAAAACGUGUGAACGAUACAAUAGGCUUGCGGUAUGGAAUAUAAGGGCAUAUAUGAGGCAUUUUAAAAUUAAAAUGUCAUACAUAAUGCAGACAACUAUUAAGUACUCGAAACAGCUCUUCACAUGGUAUAUUAUACAUUUCAUUAGUUUAAAGAUCCGAACAACAAGUAUUGUCAGUGAUGUCAAGGACCACUUAAGUAGUCAAUAAAAGUGAAAUUAAAGGCAAAAUGUGUUAGAAGGGAUAUUAUCAUGUUAUUAGUACGAUAUACGUCAAUGGAUGAUGUUUAUUCGUGCAUUUGAGAGAUGAAUUGUGAUAAUCGGUGAUUUAAUUACACUACUGUGAUAUAUGAUCAUAAAAGGUUAUGAUUAACAAACUUACACUGUAAUAGUGAUGUUAUUCUAGUGUGAAAUCAUAAAGAAAUAAAUAUGCAGCAAAAUGUAACUUUGCGAUUGCAAACUUUUCUUAAAAUAUUUUCGCAUUCUGGUGUAUAGACUUGUGAAUUUUAAUAUACCUCAUAACUAUCUGGCUGAUUUUUUAUGACAAAUUAUAUGCAUAUGCACGCGUGUGCUGUAAAUGUCAUAGAAAGUGUAUUAAUUCAUUUGAAUCUACUUUAAUUGUGCAAUAAUUUAAUGGACUUAUUCUUUCAUCUAAUGUUAGGAUUAUAUACUACACAAGAUGAGGACAUCGUAUGAAUGGAGACAAAUUCCAAAGAUUUGCCAAAUGUAACAGCCUUGAACCCAUCUCUGAUGACGUCAAUCAAAUUUCCAUAGUAACCAGUGGAGAUAACGUCUUCAUUAACGGAGAAGCUGUGAACAGUCGCGUUGAAACUGACUUGUUUUGUAACAACGGCACAAAAUACACGAUGGAUAAAAAUAACGACCGUAUGAAUAAUAACGAGAAAGGCGGAUUUCUCUUUAAGAAGCAGACUAGCAAGGAGGGUUAUGGACUGGCUGCUAUUAUGAGAGGCGAAUCUAUCGAUGAGAAACGGAAAAAGCUGCGAUCUGCAAGUAAGAUGUCGACACUCUUUGAGGAGUACUCCCUGUCCAAAAUAAGGGCAUCGUUCAAGGAACUUGAGAUUGAGGACAUGUACCAGAAGUAUUGUCUACAGAUGAGGCGGUCUUUGGUUUUUGUUUUGCUCGUGAUUAUCACGUGCAUCAUUAUAUCACUUCUGAUUCUUCAUCUAGCGGAAAAUAAGGUUGUUAGAGAUGGAUCGCCAGAAGCUGCGUUUAUUGUUCUAUGUGCCGGCCUCCUAAUAACAGGCCUCUUCUUUCCCCUAGUCAUUGUACGGAAAUUCUACAAGAAAGCUCCGAGUGUUAUCUCCGCGGGAAUAUGGGUGGAUAUGUUACUCAUUAUAAAUACAUAUAUGGGUGUGAUGCAAAAGACGUCAUCUAGUGACGAUUUACCCGCUGUGUUUUUUGUGAUAAUAGUGCUAUAUACAAUGUUACCAUUGCCAAAGAAAAUUUCAGUGGUUUUUGGUGUAAUAAGUAUGACAAUACAGUUACUUAUGGCAGGAUUUUUAUCAGAUUUGAACAGAGAUAAUCUAGUCUUCCAGCUGUUGUCCAACUUUGUGCUUUUAACUGGUGCAAAUUUGAUUGGAAUUUACCAUAAGUAUUUAACAGACAUUACUCACAGACAUACAUUCCUAGAGGCAAGGAAAUCUAUUGAGUCCAUGGUCAAACUUGAAAAAGAGAAAAAGGAACAGGAGGAGUUACUGACAAGUUGUAUACCCAAAGAUUUAAUGAACUCUAUGAAAGAAGAUCUCACCAAGAAGAUGAUGAGCAAAAUUCCAAAGAUUACACCAUUUCAUGAUCUCUAUGUUAAACACCAUAGUAAUGUCAGUAUACUGUAUGCAGAUAUUGUGAACUUCACCCCACUUGCUGCAGAGUGUACAGCUCAGGAGCUUGUCAAAAUGUUGAAUGAACUGUUUGGGAGAUUUGAUCAACUAGCAGAGAAGAACAACUGUAUGAGGAUCAAGAUUUUGGGUGAUUGUUACUAUUGUGUUUCUGGUUUGCCAACAGAGACAGAGAAACAUGCCGUCAACUGUGUCAAAAUGGGUCUCAAAAUGAUAGAGGCAAUUAGGAAUGUUAGGGAAGCUACUGGGGUAGAGGUUGACAUGAGAAUUGGAGUGCACUCAGGGACUGUACUGUGUGGUGUGCUGGGCCUCAAGAAGUGGCAGUUUGAUGUCUGGUCAGACGAUGUCACCAUUGCUAAUCACAUGGAGUCAGGAGGGGUUCCUGGACGUGUUCAUAUCUCCAAAGCAACUCUUUCAUAUCUCCACGAGGAAUUUCAAGUGGAACCUGGUGAUGGGUACAAACGUGACUCCUUAUUGAACAGCAGGGACAUAACCACAUUUCUGAUAGUUCCAGUUGAGAAAAGGAAAAAGAAAGUUACUAUCAAUGUAGAAGAGAUGGAAGGAAAGCCAAUCCGGUCCCGUUUUCAGAGCAAUACUCGAGCAUCUGUCCGUGUGUCUCAAUAUUUGGAAAGCUGGGGCAUUGAUAAACCAUUCUCAAAUCUUCAAGUGAGCAACAUGGCCACAAAACUCCUUAGUGUUACGAGUUUAGCAUUUUUAGACUCGAAUUUGGCCAUGAAUCCUGCAGGAUCAGGAAAAGAUAAUCAAAGCAGUGCUGCUUCUUUGACAAAACAUUUCAACAAUGAAGUGAAUAAAACCCUAGCCAGGAAAUCACAAGAUCUUGGCUUCUCAAGUUUCUGGUCUGGUACUGGUGGACAAGGUGAAUUUCAGUCGAAGAUGUUACUAUUUACUGAUAUUGAUGUAGAGCAAGACUACAUACAGCGUAUAGAUCCUGCCUUCAAAUUCUGUGCAUUAUGUGCAGCAGUAUUAUUUUCCUGUGUAGGAAUUGUCCAACUUCUAAUUAUGCCAAGAGCAGCAUCUGUGAUAGUUAUAUUUGUAUUGGGAGAGUUGUUCUUCAUCAUCCAAGGCUUCAUGUGCUUUGCUGACAGGCUCAUGAGGGUAUCAAAAUGCACGCAGCCGUUAACGAAGGUGUCAGAAUAUAUUUUAGACAAACAUUGGUUACGGACCAUCCUAGCUUUCAUCUGUGUAUUGUUCACAGCUAUCAUGUCAACUAUAGGCCUAGCAGGAUGUAGAGAGAUCAUUGAAACCUCCAGCACCAACAGUAGCAACACUAGUCAGCUUUCACAUGAUCUCAUUGAUGAAUGCAGUUAUCCUAUGUAUACCGUUGUGUGCAGCCUGUGUGUCCUCAUCUGCAAUUUGAUAUUUUUGAACGUUGCAUUCUUUAUCAAGUUGUUACUCAGCGUGACCAUCUUCAUUGUAUAUAACGUCAUCUUCCAUGUGGGGAAAGACACAAUUCUCCCAGAAUCCUACUCUACUGCAAGGUAUUUUGCCUCAAUGAGUGUUGGUGAUCAGGCCUCCAUGUAUUUGACAAUAUUGUUGGUGACAAUCGUCAUACUGGACAGACAGGUUGAGUGUACAAAUCGUUUGGACUUUAUUUGGCGGAGACAGUGUCAGACGGAGGAAGAGGAAGUGAAAACUACCGGUGCGCUGAAUAAGAUGUUACUUGAGAAUAUCCUGCCAGUGCACGUGGCUGAGUACUUCCUUGGAAACACUAGAAAAGAGUUAUACUACAGCGAGUCCUACGAGUAUGUGGCUGUGAUGUUUGCUUCUAUACCAAACUUUAAGGAGUUUUACCAGCAGAACAGCGCUAAUAAACAUGGCCUAGAAUGUAUUAGAGUCCUGAAUGAGAUCAUUGCUGACUUCGAUCAGUUAUUAUCACGAGCUCGUUUCCGUGGUGUUGAGAAGAUCAAGACAAUAGGAAGUACAUACAUGGCUGCCACUGGUCUACAACCUGGCAGGGAAAAGUCUGAGGACCCGGAACAAAGGGAGAAGAAUGUUGUCACCAUGACAGGCUUCGCUUUUGCUAUGAUUAAAUUCUUAGAUGACAUCAACUAUAAUUCUUACAACCAGUUCCAUCUCAGAAUCGGGAUCAACCAUGGACCUGUUAUGGCUGGAGUGAUAGGGGCAAGGAAACCCCAGUAUGAUAUCUGGGGAGACACAGUGAAUGUUUCCAGUAGAAUGGAAACCUCAGGAAAGGAGGGAAAAGUACAGGUGCCUGAAGAAACAGCUGAGAUUUUAAAAAGACAUAAUUUUAAGUGGGAAUACAGAGGUGUUAUAAAAGUAAAAGGCAAAGAACCAAUGACAACAUACUUCAUUACCGGCAUACCAGAUGAUAACGAUCCAUUAGUUACUUCCCCUGUCAAGAUUAAUGACUCCGCAGUUAUUUCCCAUGAUCAAGUAAAUGUUGAGAAUGUAACAGAGGUAUCUGAAGAACAUAUUCUUCCUGCUGGUAAGGAAAGAAAGCCGCUUGGAGAACGAAAAUCUGACUCCAUACUUUCGCAAAGUGGAUCAUUCUUUAUUGAGAAAGGUCUUUAUGAGCAGAAAAAUCAAGUGUGUUACAAACCAAAUAAUGUUUCAACUGCAAGUUUAUCACUGAGUAGACAGAGUAUAGAUGAGGAGGAGGAAGAUAAUUAUGUUGAAGACGAUGAAGAUGAAGUGGAUGUGGUUUUUGAUGUGAAUAAUGCUGAUGAAAAUGCAUCAGAAGAUGAGAAAGAAAGUGAAAUGGAAAAGCAAGGUGAUUUGGAAAUAGAUGAAGAAAGUGAGAGUGAUGAUAAACAUGUGGUUGAUUUUAAUGCAAUUGAAAAUGCACCAGGAAACAAAACAGGGAAUGCUGUUGUUAAUGAAAGUGGUAAGACAGUAAAUGAACAAGGGAGAAAUGAUGAUAAACAUUUUGAAGAAACAGUAGUAUUUAUUGAAUCAGAAAUAGGAAGUGAUAAGAAUAAACAGGAAAAGAAUAAGGCUGAAGAUGUGAAUGUUUCUGAACAAUGUGAUGGUGGAAUUGAAAGUAAACAAAACUCAUCUAAAGCACAUAAACAAGAUAAGGCCAAGUUUAAUACUGAAAUUACUACUAAUGGAGAAGUUGAAAAGAAAAAUAUAACAAAUGCCAAAUGUGAAGUUGAAAACAGUGAACAGUUUACUUGUGAAGAAGAUGAAAAAUUAACAGUUAAUGGAGAUCAUUUGCAGCAAGAACCAAAUGAAACUUUAAGCUCUGAGGAAAAAAGAACUAAAAUUUCUGAACCCAGUGAACCUGUAAUAAUCAGUGAACUUAAGGCUAAUGGUGCAUCAGAAGUAAAUUUGGAAGUAAAUAAAUGUAUAAUUCAUGUAAAAUAUGAAAGAGACAGCAAAGUAUUGGAAAAGUUAGAAAAGCCUGUACAAAUUGUGAAUGGUUGUAUAUCUGUGAAAAACUCAGAGAUGUCAUGACAGCUUUGAGUAUGCAGAUGAACCUUGACAACAUAUUCAAAUGCAGGGCUAUACAUAGAUACAACAGAAACGUUAUUGGGUAUUUGUUUAUUAAAAAAUGCCAAUAUGUUCAUUUUCUUCGGAGUUUUCUCUGAUUUUAUUAGCAUUUUAAUACUCUGGAUGUCAUUUGUUAAAUGUUGGCAUGUUUAUUAAUGUUAGAUUUUUUAUCUAGUCUGUUUUUAACUAUUCAAUUCUGUAUAAUAAUAUGUCUAACAGUUCUGAACUUCUUUGUAUUUUAUUACUGGUAACCGUAGCAGUUUAAAUUUGUUCUUAAAGAUGUAUCACUUUAAAUCAUUAUAGAACAUUAGAAAAAAAAAAUCAGUUUUAAGGUGGAUUUUACUAACAUUUUUAUAAAAUGUCUAAAACUGUGGAUAGUUGGUUCAAACAUUAUUACACACUUGAGGAGAAAUAUUUCUGUUGAUAAUUAAGGAUGGCAAGGGUUUUAGAAAAAUAAAUCAUUUUAAAAUAAAGCAUAUUAUGACUGAAAAGUAUAAUUUUCUCUUUAUGUUUAGAAAUAUUGGGGAAACAUUUUGUGCCAACUACAGAGUUAAUCACUUGAAUGUAGAGGGCCUCAGUCAUUUCCAUAUCUAUUGUUUGUGAAGAAUGACAUGUGUACCGGUACCUUAGAAUUUUUCAAAGAUAUUUUUCCCCUGGAUUUUGGGUUAAAAUCAUGGGUGCAUUUAUACACAUGUGCGCAUUAUACAUACGUAUCUAUGGUAUUAAAGAUAUUUUAAAAGAAAUAUAAUCACACAGAAAAAUGCACCAGGAUCUUUUACCUGACUUUUAUAAUGUCUUUAUAUCUUGAAACAUUCCUUUAAAUAAAAUUAAUUUAAUCAUGUUAACAGGUGUAUGAAGUAUUUUGUCAGUUGAAUCUUUUCAUUACAAUACUCACUAAUGGGAGGAUAGAUUUACAAUGUGUUGCUAUAGUUAUGUUUCAUAUGUUCAUUGUUUCCAUGGCUCCAUGUUCUUUGCUAUUUUCAGUAAAAAAAAAAGUCUGAUAUAGAGGAUAUUUGUUUGUUUCAGUGCAAGAUUGAAAUUUAUUACAUACUAGAGCAAAUAUACUUCAUAUUUUCACACUGAAAAAUAUUAGAUAUAUUUUUCACAGGUAAGAAACUAUAAAAUGGAUAAAUUUAGUCAAGACAUGAAAUUGAAACAAAAUUUGUUUGUUUUACAUGUAAGUCUAAUAUAUCUUUCGCUCAUGAACACCAUAUCUUACAUUUUCACUUGUGGCUAUGCCCCUGGCAAAAAUAUUGCAUCUGGUGUUCACUCCUGAAAGAUAUUUUAAUCUUGCACCAAAACGAACAAAUGUCCUCUAUUUUGUCUUUGCUUUUUUUGGUAAAAAGUCACAUACAAGACUAUCAUGUCACUCGCAAGGAUUAUAUACCGUAAUGUAAACCAUGACAUAUAAGUUGAAUGUCAUUUACAAAUACAUCAUGACGUUUGAGUUUAAACAAUAUCAUUUUCAAGUGAAUAAAUAGUCACGCAGUUAGCCUAAUAAAUAUUUCAUAUGAUAGAUAUGUAAAAAUAUAUAGCCUUUUUUUACAUUUCAUUUUUGUGAAUGAGUGGGUAUAUAUUCAUCAUGUUCAUUAUUUAGCAUGUGUUUUUGGUAUGUUAUUUUCAUAAUUAUUAUAUCAAUAUGAUAUGUUACUUGUGUCCGAGCCAGUUUAAGUCCUCGUCUUUCUCCUAGUUUAGAGAUUUUUUGUUAGCAAACGCAAAAAAUUCCUGGGAUUGUUUGUAAAUAUAUAAAGAUGUAUAUAGAUGUCAACAGAUUAUUCUAGUCAAAGAUAUAGCAUCAAACAGUCUCGCAUACCCACUAUUGUAGGUUCAGCUUUAUCUUUAAUCUACGCUUUAACCCAUUCCAUGCUGGGCACGAUUGAUUCUGCCUUUGCGACUAGUGCAGAUCAUGAUCAGCCUGCACAUCCGUGCAAUCUGAUCAAGAUCUGCACAGUUCGCCAUUCAGUCAGUAUCUUUUUUGGUAAGCACCCCUUUUAACAGUUCAUAAUUUUAGAUUAUUAUGUCUCCCCCAGGAGACAUAUUGUUUUUGCCCUGUCCGUCCAUCCGUCCUUCCGUCCGUCCGUGCGUCACACUUCAUUUCCGAGCAAUAACUGGAGAACCAUUUGACCUAGAACCUUCAAACUUCAUAGGGUUGUAGGGCUGCUGGAGUAGACGGCCCCUAUUGUUUUUGGGGUCACUCCGUCAAAGGUCAAGGUCACAGGGGCCUGAACAUUGAAAACCAUUUCCGAUCAAUAACUAGAGAACCACUUGACCCAGAAUGUUGAAACUUCAUAGGAUGAUUGGUCAUGAAGAGUAGAAGACCCCUAUUGAUUUUGGGGCCACUCCGUCAAAGGUCAAGGUCACAGGGGCCUGAACAUUGAAAACCAUUUCCGAUCAAUAACUAGAGAACCACUUGACCCAGAAUGUUGAAACUUCUUAGGAUGAUUGGUCAUGAAGAGUAGAUGACCCCUAUUGAUUUUGGGGUCACUCCGUCAAAGGUCAAGGUCACAGGGGCCUGAACAUUGAAAACCAUUUCCGAUCAAUAACUAGAGAACCAUUUGACCUAGAACCUUCAAACUUCAUAGGGUUGUAGGGCUGCUGGAGUAGACUACCCCUAUUGUUUUUGGGGUCACUCCGUCAAAGGUCAAGGUCACAGGGGCCUAAACAUUGAAAACCAUUUCCGAUCAAUAACUAGAGAACCACUUGACCCAGAAUGUUGAAACUUCAUAGGAUGAUUGGUCAUGAAGAGUAGAUGACCCCUAUUGAUUUUGGGGUCACUCCUUCAAAGGUCAAGGUCACAGGGGCCUGAACAUUGAAAACCAUUUCCAGUCAGUAACUUUAGAACCACUUGACCCAGAAUGUUGAAACUUAAUAGGAUGAUUGGUCAUGCAGAGUAGAUGACCCCUAACGAUUAUGGGGUCACUCUGUGAAAGGUCAAGGUCACAGGGGCCCGAACAUUGAAAACCAUUUCUGGUCAGUAACUUGAGAACCACUUGACCCAGAAUGAUGAAACUUCAUAGGAUGAUUGGUCAUGCAGAGUAGAUGACCCCUAACGAUUUUAGGGUCACUCUGUUAAAUGUCAUGGCCACAGGGGCCUGAACAUGGAAAACCAUUUCCAAUCAAUAACUUGAGAACUUCUCGACCCAGAAUGUUGAAACUUCAUAGGAUGAUUGUUCAUGCAGAAUAAAUGACCCCUAUUGUUUUUGGGGCCACUCCGUUAAAGGUCAAGGUCACAGGGGCCUGAACAUUGAUAACCAGUUCUGAUCAAUAACUUGAGAACCACUUGACCCAGAAUGUUGAAACUUCAAAGGAUGAUUGAACAUGCAGAGUAGAUGACCCCUAUUGAUUUUGGGGUCAUCUGUUAAAGGUCAAGGUCACAGUGGCCUGUUCAUGUAAAAUCAUUUUUUGGAAAUAACUUGAGGACCACUUGACCUACAAUGUUGAAACUUAAUAGGAUGAUUGGACAUGCAGAGUAGAUGACCCCUAUUUAUUUUGAGGUCACUUGAUCAAAGGUCAAGGUCACAGGAGCCUGAACAGUGACUGGAGAACCACUAGGCCAAGAGUGUUGAAAUUUAGCGGGAUGACUGGACAUGCCAAGUAGAUGAUCCCUAUUGCAGCCAACCAUCAGUGUCUCUUUGAUUUUUGCUCCUGACCCCUAUUGACUUCUUGCCUAUAGGACUUUGCAUUGGGGGAAUUUUACAAAAAAUUUUACAAAAGCAUUUUCUAGUCUUUAAAUUACUUUGGUGCAACUGGCCUUGAUUUUGGUAUAGAUAUGAAAUCUCUCUGGAGUAUGCAUCCUUCUAUCUUGGUCUGAGGUUUUGCUGCCAUGAUUUAAUAAAUGUUAUUUUUUUAUAAGUUAUAUUUCCAGCAUCGAAGGGAGAUAAAAAGUGAAAGAUAGUUGAAGCUGGACUAGUGUUAAAGAUGCACCACAAAAUAACUGUAUUCUUUUGUAUUUCCAUGAUGGUAAUUAUACAUGAUUUGCCCUGGGAAAAAAAGAAAUAUACAAGUAUUUAGUUACAAAUGUUUUUGGCCAAGACAGUGUUUGUAAUGUCUUAACAUUUUAUUGAAUUACUGUAGCAAACUAGCAAUAUGUACAGAAAUCAAGUGUAUUUAGUCAAAUUUCAAUCACAUUUUGUUUCUACAGUGUAAAAUAGUUAUUCAUCUAUAUUUUUGUACCCACCCGACAAUAAAGUUGUAAGGGGGGUAUACUGGUUUCAGGUUGUCUGUCUGCCCGUAGACAUUGUACAAUCUUGUGCGCACCAUCUCUCCUCAUCCCCUUGACACAGUUUAAUGAAACUUCACACAAGUGAUCAGUAACAACAGUAUUUGUGCAUGGGGCAUGUUAGGUUCUUUCAGAAAAAAAAAUUGCAGAGUUACAGGACUUUGUUUUUUGUUACUAUACUAUAUACAUAGACACAAUCUUGUGCACACCAUCUCUCCUCAUCCCCUUGACACAAUUUAAUGAAACUUCACACAAGUGAUCAGUAACAACUGUUACAGUAGUUGUGCUUGGGGCAUGUUAGGUUCUUUCAACAACAAAAAUUGCAGAGUUAUGGGACUUUGUUUCUUGUUAGUAUACUAUGUACAUACAGUCUGCAUUAUGCAAUCUUGUGCGCGCCUAAUCUUCCGAACUCUUGCACACAAUUUAAUGAAACUUCACCCAAGUGAUCAGUACCAACCCUAGCUGUGCAUGUUACGUUCUUUUAGAUAAAUAUUCUGCAUAGUUAUGGGACUUUGUUUUUUGUUACUAUACUGUAUACAUAAAGUCUAUAUACAUACAGUCCACAUAAUUAUGCAAUCUUGUGUGCGUCAGAUUGCAAUGUACUGUGUCAGUGCAUGCGGGGGGUACAUUCAUCACCUUUAGUGAUAGCUCUAGUUGAAACUAUGCUGAAAAGAGAUUGACUGAAUAAGUAUGCAGAUGAAGUUGUAAAUAAAAUCUGUAAAAAGAUCCCUUUGAAGCAUAGAAUGCAACCAAAAAAAAUAGUAGCAGACACGGUUUGAUCAAGUGGUUUUAUAAGUGGUAAUAAAAUGUGCAACACCUCCCACACCCCCUAGAACCGGCUUAAGCAGAACUCUAUUACAUAUCUAUUGAAUGGACUCCAUGAUCCCAAAGGACCAGAAAAUAUAAAAACACUGAAUCCAAGUACGGGGAGACUUUUUACAGCCACAUGGCACUUAAAGAUUGCUGUUGUGAUAGUAAACACAUUUAUUCAGGAAGGGCCUAAAUUGUCCACCUGAAAACUUGUAGUAUAGCUGUACAUUACUUGUAUUAUAAGAAUGAGUUUUUGUGGGUGAAGUAAGUAGGUCACUAGGUUGUGGUGGGUCUUUAAGGAGAUUUUUUUAGCUGUUUUCUUAGUGAUCACCCAUAUAACAACAAAUUCUGAGAGCACAAAUUCAUAUUUUUCAUGACAUCAUAUGGUUAUAAUCUAUCAGUUUUAAUGAUAUGGCAUUUGUUCUUUAAAGGCAUUAUUCUGUUUGAAUCACUUUUGUAUUUUAUCACUCUUACUAAAACAAUAUUUUAAUGUUGAAUAACUCAAACAUGUAUAAUACCUAGUCAUCUAAAUGUUUAAUACCUCUUUACAUUUUGAUCUAACCAGUAAUUUACUCAUAAAAUGUUUCUCCAAGCAGAAAAAAAAAAUCUUUUAAAGGACUGUUUUUGUAUUUUUAUUAACUGCAAACUUAAAGAGUGUAGAAUGGGCUUGACUAAAUUUUGAAUAGUUUUCUUUGCCGCAUUCAGUGCAAUAUAAUCUCCUUUGCUCCAGACAUGUGAUUCUAGUCGCACUGUUUAUGUCUCUUUCUCUGUUCUUUAAUUUUUUUACUUUUUUUUAAACGAUUUUGUAAAAUUAUUAUACUUUCUUAUUACUUCUAUUAGUUUUAGAAUAGGAAACUGAUAAAUGUUAUUUUUUUCUAACAGAAAUAAUGACAUUAACAUUUAUUCACAAUAUUUUGCAAUUAAAGGGAGCAAUAUCAUUUGGAGCAUUGUAAGUGUUGGCUAUGCAAGAUUUUAGUAACAUACGUAGUAAUUUGUUUUUAAUUCUAAAAUAACAUGUUGGGAUGUAGCUGUUCUGAGAUGAACGUUUUUUUUUGUCAUUUGUUGUACUUCUAUUAUUUUAUGAUAUUUCUUUAACUAAAAACAAGUACCGGUAAUGUUUGUAUUAGUACUAGUGUAAAAGCCAUGACACAGUCUGCUUUAUUUUGUUAUCUUUGAUAUUUCCAUAGUUUUACUACCAGUCUAAAUCUCUGUUUCAUUUACAAAAGCAGUGACUAGGGUUCCGGUAACCAGACCACUAGACCUGAAGUCUAGAGGUUCAGUUACCGGAUCCUUAGACAACUGUGUAAGGCUGUCUAGAGGUCCGGUAAUCAAUAUGAAUACUUGAAUGGUAUUUGCAGAGAGGAAACUUCCAUUUAUCUAGCAAAAACAGCUAGGUGAUGAUUAAAAGGAUUUUGCUUU